Molecule: messenger RNA, 537 nt
Organism: Caenorhabditis briggsae
Lineage: Eukaryota; Metazoa; Nematoda; Chromadorea; Rhabditida; Rhabditidae
Exons: 2
Coding region: 1-537 (178 amino acids)
Source: RefSeq, a predicted model, not a curated record
AUGCCAUAUACCGUGAACACUCUAAUACAAGGAGCCCUCUUACUUUCAGCUUUGAGCCAAUUUAUCUCGGUUCCUGUGAAAGAUAUCAAGAAGUACUCCAGAGCUCCAGCUCCAGAGCUUAAGCUCCAUAGCUCCAGCUCCAUAGCUCCAGCUGCAGAGCUUAAGCUCCAUAGCUCCAGCUCCAGAGCUCCAGCUCCAGAGCUCCAGCUCCAGAGCUCCAGCUCCAUAGCUCCAGCUCUAGCGCUCCAGCUCCAGAGCUCCAGCUCCAGAGCUCCAGCUCCAGAGCUCCAGCUCCAGAGCUCCAGCUCCAGAGCUCCAGCUCCAGAGCUCCAGCUCCAGAGCUCCAGGUCCAGAGCUCCAGCUCCAGAGCUCCAGCUCCAGAGCUCCAGCUCCAGAGCCCCAGCUCCAGAGCUCCAGCUCCAGAGCUCCAGCUCCAGAGCCCCAGCUCCAGAGCUCCAGCUCCAGAGCUCCAGCUCCAGAGCUCCAGCUCCAGAGCUCAAGCUCCAUAGCUCAAGCUCCAUAGCUCAAGCUCCAUAG